AUGGUGCGGUUAUCAUCUCGUUUUCUUGUCAUCCUGACGCGAAGCGUUCAGACACCUCCCAUCGAAGAGCUCACCAUGCAAGGUUAUGACUUACAAUUUGGCACCAACGUACUCGGUCAUUUUUACCUCACUACGCUUCUCCUUCCGACCCUCAUCGCGACUGCGAAACAAGAAGAGAAGCCUGCUCGGAUUAUUCACACUGCUUCCGUCGCAGCGCAUCACUGGGGCGAGCCCAACAUCCGCUACGACACUGUCACGCCUGGGGUAGCGCGCAACAAACUUGGGAAACUGAAGCUUUACUGGCAGAGCAAAUUCGCAAAUGCCGUGUUUAGCAACGAAUUGCACCGCCGCUAUGAGAGCGAAAACAUCAUCUCCGUGUCAGUCAACCCUGGGAACCUCAGGACACAGUUAGCGAGAUCAGUGCCUUCCGUUCCGAGAAUGCUUGCAAACAUUUUCUUGUUGUAUCCUCAAGCGAAUGGCGCCCUCACUCAGCUGUGGGCUGGCACAACCGAUGAAGGGUUAAAGCUCAGUGGGAAGUUUUUGUUUCCAUGGGCUCGACUUGGUGUCUCUCCGACUGAGGAAUCUGGGUCGGGUGCCCAAUUAUGGGCUUGGUGCGAAGAGGCGGUGACAAAGUUCAAUGAUAACAGCUAA
This is a messenger RNA of Mycena indigotica, 651 nucleotides long. Its product is annotated as NAD-binding protein. NCBI's taxonomy places the organism in Eukaryota, Fungi, Basidiomycota, Agaricomycetes, Agaricales, Mycenaceae. The transcript is spliced from 5 exons. The coding region runs from base 1 to 651 and encodes 216 amino acids. The record is from RefSeq and is a predicted model, not a curated record.